UUAUAAUUUAGGAUCCUUGCCACGACUUUUACUGCGAUUUUUCCUUCGAGAUUUACACGAACACUUUUUAAUUUGCUUUGUUUUCGGAAGUUCGCUCUGUAUUUGUUGCCACAGUUUAUUUUUCAAAUAAGAACCAAAGCAAGUAAGUCCACAGUCUCUGAAAAUAAUCAUUAAAAAAGCAAAUGGAAAAAUCUUUAAAUCUUCAUAAAAAUUAUGCAAUUGUCUUAGUAAAAAAUUGAUGAAUCGAUAGAGAUAUUGAAUCCACAAAGACUAUUGAUAAAUAUAUUCUUAACGUGAUGUAAAUUAUUAUGAAUCAUCGACAAUAUUUAUUUUCUUUUUUGUCUUGUUCAAUGAACGUAAAUGUUUACUUGGCGUAAAUUUUGUUGGAACAUACGUAAGUAUCGUGUAGUCGACCGUUUUAGUAACGUGCAAUGUAAGUAAGAAGAAGGUCAUUGCAGUUCCGUAACUAAGCGCUGCCAUAGACGAUUUGUUAGCUACGAAGGUUUCGGCGGCCUCGUUAAAUCCAUAAUCUUGAAGAGUCUAUUAUCGAGGAAUCUUAUGAGAGAGCAUGAGAAUAAAAUAUAAAAAGCGAGAGAGAGAUCACGCUUACACAAGCGCGUACAAAGGUAAGCGAAGUCUUUUAAUUGUUAUCGCAACAAAUGCGAUCAACGGAAUGAACGGGAGAUCGUUACGUUACGUGGCAAAUGGCCUUGGGUAGAGAUGUUAGCAUGAGAACAUCGAUGGGUGUCCAGAUGCAGGCAAUCGAGAACUCCAGGAAGAACGUUGUCGUGAGAAACUAAAUAAUUAAAAAGAAAAAAAUGAAAGAUUUGAAUAAUCUAAUAUUUUAAAAAUCGUUUUAAUUUAAAUUCAAGUAAAAUAACCUCGUAAAAGCAGAGUAAUAUUGGAUUAGGUUUGCGAAAGGAUUGUGGAAAAAGCGUUGAUUUAACCACGAUGAUGUAGACUCCAGCAGCAAAGAGAAAACUCGUGAUAGGUGGUCCUGUGGUUAAAGGUUCACCAUAAUCGUCCUCUAUCGCAUUGGCGAAACACGUUUUAAAAAUGGACACAUUUAAGCUGUUCAGCAUCAACGCCCAUAUCGUGCAAAAUAAUUUUGCCAUUACGGAGAUCGACGGACAUCUCCAUCAGCAAUUUUUUCCUUCUUUCUAAAGUCGAGAUAUCCAAGGAAUAUCUACGACAUUGCUGAUAUCUCGAGUUAUCGAAAUAAACUACUUUCUUUUCGAUUUCUCAAAUUUAUAAAAGAAAGAAAUUCAAACUGCGACGACGAUUUUGUUAAAUCUCAAUGAUUAUCUUUUGUUUAUUUUCUUUCUCUCUCUCCCUCUCUCUCUCUCUCUCUCUGUCUCUCUGUCUCUCUCUCUCUUUAAUUUUGAUGUUGACAUUUAUGUAUGUCUGUAACCUAACUAACAUGUUCCGGUAACAUGUUUAAUUGACGGCGAAAUUGAUGGUAGAUCUAAAUGAUAACACGUUAGCUUAAUAUACAAUAUGGACACCGUCAAGGAAUACGUCGGAUAUAUUAAUCCUCAUUGGGUAGCUAUAGUUUCAGCAGGAAUGUACACUUAUCUCAGACACAUAUGCAUAGUCGGUUUGUGUUUCGAAGAGGAAAAUAAUCCACCUUUUGAUCCAUCUUAUUCUUCGAUACUUUUCGUUUUCUCGGCUUUAUGCCUUGUUGCUGAGUACAGACUCUGGCCAAGAUCAUUGAAAGAACCACCAAUACAACUUCUUUAUAUUUACGAGAUGUUGAUGGCUGCUUUGGCAACAAAUCUUGUAACUCGAGCUAUCUGGCUACCAUUGAUGCAUGUAAUAUAUUGCUUAACUCAAGAGUCGAGUAAAUGGUUACUAUGGUUAAACACGACGAUAGGUUUGAGUCGUUAUUCGUUUGUGACGACAUUCGCUUAUUAUCUGGCCAAGGAAAAUGCGGCUACACAUAUGGCUUUUUGCUUAUCUUUAUUGUCUUUCGUGUGGAUGUUGGAUGCCACUGAAUCACUGGACACAAUUUUGGAUAUCUGGGCCAAGUAGUAAAAUAAAGACAAAAUAGUAAGAAACGCGGAAAAUUAAUAAAACACGUCCAAUCCUCGUUAGAUUAUUAUAUCCUUGUUGCGAUUUUAUAUUUGUAAUCGACCGAUUCCUUUACCUUUUAAAAAAUAUUAGUAAAUGAAACUUUAUUUAUUUAUAUCUUUUUUCCAAUUAUUUAAAAAGAAAAAAAAAAGAAAAAACGAUAUAUUCUUUUAUAUAAAUUGGACAGUAUUUUUCGAUGAAAUCAUAAAUAUCUUUACAUUAACUCAUUAGACAGGUAAAGGAUUAAUCAAAUUACUUUUGUUCAGUAUCGAAGAAACAUUUAAGGAAUCUUUGGAAUCUCAUAAGCUUCUCGAGAAAAGGAUCUCUUUUCGAAAUCCCGAAGUAACUGAUUGGUUUACUUACAGACUUGCGAAUAAACCUGAUCCAUAAAAAAAUUCAAAGAUGUUAUUAAAUCAAUGUUGUUCGUUAUCUGUCCUAUCGUCUUGUUUCACGUUUGUGUCUCACAAAUAUGUGAUACCUUUGUCCUACUGAUAAAAAAUAAAAUCUUUCAAAAAAGCAAAACUUAUUUCGUAGAGUCAAUGGUUUCAUUGUGAAUAAAAUUUCUAAUUAUAUCUUUUUAUUCGUUCAAUUACAUUUAUUGACAUAAUAUCCUAUAAUUUUUUAAAUUUAAAAAGGAACAGAAUUUAUGACGUUAGGUACUUUCAAGAAUCAGAAUCAUAUUUUAACCGCAUCUCGACAUUGCUAAAGUACCUAAGUCGAGGUAACGUUCCCUUUAGUACUAGAAUCUUAUACAUAAUUCAUCGCAUUUCCCGAUAGCUUUUCCCUAGAGUGACCGAGAAAAAUAAAAGGUACAAUUCUGCUGUAUAAUAAGCUUUCUUAUUCAAUUGAUUACUAUCUUUCGGACAAUGUGAACAAAUACAAAAGAACAUGUGAAAUUUUGUUUAACUAUUUUUCAACUUAUAUAUGAAUGAAUUUUACGUAAACGAGUUUUUACAAUUUUUCAAGAAACAAUCAAUCUUCAUUGUAGACGGGUAGAUUGUUCAAAAGACAAUUUCCUGACUCGAUAGUUCUCUAAGAGUCGAGUUAUCUCAUAGUUACCCGUAUAGAGGACCUGUA
This is a messenger RNA of Vespa velutina, 3147 nucleotides long. RefSeq lists its product as uncharacterized. NCBI's taxonomy places the organism in Eukaryota, Metazoa, Arthropoda, Insecta, Hymenoptera, Vespidae. The coding region runs from base 1498 to 2031 and encodes 177 amino acids. The transcript is spliced from 3 exons. The record is from RefSeq and is a predicted model, not a curated record.